AUGUUUAUUUUAAUAGGUAAACUAGGCAGAUUCGGUCGACAGUCAAGUUCCACUGUCGCUCGAAAAGAGAAAGGAGAGGACAACUUUCUGAAGUGGUUUCAAUUGUAGAUACCUGACACCACCUUUUGUCUCGGAGCAUGGCAUCAGUGCUGUUUGAAACGCAGGAAGUGGAAGUUGGAGCUGAUCCGUAAACUCCAGAGCCUGUAGUGCGAUGAUUUAAUCUGUCUGUGAGACAGUCCGAUGGAAAUUAAGGAGCUAGAGUACAGGCGUGGAUAUUUUGAUCACUCUAAAGAGUUGUACAUCUUGCCUCGCUCCCCUGUGGAUCCUGAGAGAGAGGCCCGGGAAGCAGGCAGGAUUUUUUCCAGUGGGGAGAGUGGAGCUAAUGUUAUAACACCAUUCUACUAUACUCAUCUGGGGCACACCAUCUUGGUGAAUAUCCUAGUUUAUGUUCCCAAAUAUAAGAUUAGACCAGGAUGAAGGGACAGGUGACAGAGAAAGGACCUUAUUAGCGUGAUGCAUUUAUCAGAGCAACGGAAACCACUUCUUCAAAACAAUGUGGAAGCUAACAGGUGGCACUACCCCCCAACACCACCAUUUAGACAGCACAAUACCCAGUGGUCCAAUAGGUGGGCAGACUAGAGUGACGUGUGUCAUCACGUGUGUCAAAUGCACAAUCAUUGUUUUAAAGCAUGAAAAAUACAUCAAAGAUUGGAUUGUUUUACCUUAAAUCUUUGAAAUUACACUUACCCAAUGAAUCGAAAAUCUAUGCUUUUUAAAUGUUAAUAUUUUUUUAAUUUAGUAACUUCCAUCCAGUCGUAAAAAUAAGCAGUUCUUGAUUUGCAUUACAAUUGUGCAGCCUUUCUUUCCUUCAUACUACAUGUGGUAUGCAAAGUUCAAGCAUAUUGCAUGAUAAACUAUUCAGCACUGUGCCUUUAUGUAGUAUGCACUACAGAAUGUCAUAGCUUUCGUGUUGUUCUUUUUGUUAUAGACUUGGAUUUGUUUAAUAAAGACUAUGCGAGCACAAGCAAAGGUAAUGCAUGAAUAAGCUUCGCUGCUUGCAAAUAUAUAGUACUUUUAUGCAUUAUACGGAUACAAUGAAACCUUCAGGACAUAAUAAAAAGCCUUUGAAAGGAAAAUAUAAAUUGACCUCUAGGACUGAAUUACCUUCCAGAGGGAAUUUGUUCCACAAUAUUUCACACAAGGUGCAUUCCUGAAUAAAAGCUGUGUUUUUUCAUUUUUGGGAAAGUUUUUUUUUUUUAA
Molecule: messenger RNA, 1260 nt
Organism: Xyrauchen texanus (razorback sucker)
Lineage: Eukaryota; Metazoa; Chordata; Actinopteri; Cypriniformes; Catostomidae
Product: surfeit locus protein 1
Biological process (GO): mitochondrial respiratory chain complex IV assembly
Cellular component (GO): membrane; mitochondrion
Source: RefSeq, a predicted model, not a curated record